AUGGAGAAAUUCAAAGAGAAACUUGCAUCCCUUCGUAGCGAGGUCGAUGCUGCCAACGCGCGUGCCCAGGAACUCGAAGCCAAGGUGGAGACGUUGGAGACUGAGCACAAUGAAAAGGAUGAUCAGCUCAACGACCUUCAAGAACGUGCAAAGUUGUUGGAAGAGCAACUCGAAAAGGCAGAGGCUGAUCUUAAGGAAGCUAACGAAAACUUCCGUGAAGCCGAUUUGCGUGCUGAACAACUUGGCAAGAAGGCUGUGAGAUUACAGCAGGAAGUCAAGGAAUGGGAUACCAAGAACAAGGAUCUUGAAGCUAAGCACCAAGGUGUCAAGGAUGAAUUGGAUGAGAUGGAACGCCAGCUCGAAGGUGUUUAA
Molecule: messenger RNA, 372 nt
Organism: Lichtheimia ornata
Lineage: Eukaryota; Fungi; Mucoromycota; Mucoromycetes; Mucorales; Lichtheimiaceae
Exons: 3
Coding region: 1-372 (123 amino acids)
Source: RefSeq, a predicted model, not a curated record